AUGCAGGGUGUGAAAGAAGUUUUGGUUAAACUUGGAUCACAAGGAUCUGCUCUGUUUGUCGAGGGAGAGGAACCAAUUAGGCAGGCGAUAAUACCUGCCGCAGAAGUGGUAGACACCACCGGCGCUGGUGACACCUUCACCUCAGCUUUUGCUGUAGCUCUGGUGGAGGGGAAGCCAAAGAAAGAGUGCAUGAAAUUUGCUGCUGCCGCCGCCUCACUGUGUGUUCGAGUGAAGGGAGCCAUUCCCAGCAUGCCUGACAGGAAAACUGUGAUGAGCCUUCUAGAAUCUGUGCAAGAUGAAUAA
This is a messenger RNA of Triticum turgidum subsp. durum (durum wheat), 303 nucleotides long. NCBI's taxonomy places the organism in Eukaryota, Viridiplantae, Streptophyta, Magnoliopsida, Poales, Poaceae. The record is from the annotation of a GenBank genome assembly.